AUGGAUAAUAAUAAUAAUAAUAAUAAUAAUAAUAAUAAUAAUAAUAAUAAUAAUUAUAAUUAUAAUAGUGGUGAUAAUAACCAUAAUGAUGAAGACCCAAAAAUAGAAUCCCCAAUACUUUCUUGUGAAGAAGACUUUUCAAUUAUCAAUAAAACCCCAAGACAAAUUGAUGGAAUCAAAAGACAUAGUAAUAGUGGUAGUAAUGUUAUUUUGGGUAUCUCUAGAGAUCGAAUUAUAAAAAUUUUAGAAAGCAAAGUGGAGGAAUUAAAAAAUGAGAGCCUGGAACUAAAAAACGAAAAUUUAACUUUAAGAAACGAAAUCUUAGAAUUAGAAAAUCAAAUAUUAUCGCUUAGAAAUAAAAAUGAUAAUCUCAAGUAUCGUGUUGAUAAACAAAAAAAAAAAAUCAAAGAACAGGGUGAAAAGAUUGAAUCUCAAGAUAAAGAAAUUAAAGUACUUCAAAAUGAUUUUGGUGAUUUAUUCCAAAGACUUACAAAACUUGAAAAAGACACAAAUCGUGAUGAAUUAAAAGUAGUUAGCACUGCAGCAGAGUUGGGUGGUGAUGUCCAAUUGAUAACCGUAAUGAAAUUCUAUUUAGAAUAUUAUUUAAUCCCAGAAAUCAAUGAAGAUCAAGGAAAAAACUUUACUAUAGACACAUUCAAAAGCAAUGAGGUAAAAGUUAGUUCUGAUAUAAGAAGAAAAUUAGAUGUAAUCAGUACCUUAUGUAGAGAUAGAAAUAAUGAUGUUCAUGUUCAUGAUAAAAAAAUAAUUAUUAAAUAUAUUAAUGAUGUAAAAAAUGUAUAUAAUCUUUAUCCUGAAACUAAGAAAUAUAUUGAUCAAUUCAAAGGUACUGUUCUCAAUAUCUUCCGUGAAAUCAAAUCAGAUCCAGAAUUCGGUCUAACAGAAAAUAAUAAAUAA
Messenger RNA from Dictyostelium purpureum, 915 nucleotides. RefSeq lists its product as uncharacterized. Bases 1 to 915 code for a protein of 304 amino acids. The transcript has a single exon. The record is from RefSeq and is a predicted model, not a curated record. NCBI's taxonomy places the organism in Eukaryota, Evosea, Eumycetozoa, Dictyosteliales, Dictyosteliaceae.